AUGGCAUAUGGUUUUGGUGCUGCAUCUUUCAGUGGAGGAGUUGAUGUUAACUUAUGUUGCGCUUGUUUCUUGCUCAGCUUUACCGAUCAACUUACAAACAAGAAAAUGAUCGUACAGGUUACAAAUACUGGUUCUGAUCUAAGUAGAAAUCACUUUGACAUUGCUCUUCCCGGAGGUGGUGUUGGAAUCUUCAACCAAGGUUGCCACAACCAAUGGAAUGCUCCAUGGACCGGCUGGGGUGACCAAUAUGGUGGUGUUCACAGCAAAUCUGAUUGUUCAACUCUGCCUAAAAAUCUACAAGCUGGAUGUAACUUCAGAUUUGAUUUCUACCAAAAUGCCAACAAUCCAAACAUGAAUUUCCAGCAAGUCAAAUGUCCUGCUGAAAUCGUUGCCAAAACUGGUUGCAGUCUUUAA
Molecule: messenger RNA, 414 nt
Organism: Diabrotica balteata
Lineage: Eukaryota; Metazoa; Arthropoda; Insecta; Coleoptera; Chrysomelidae
Source: the annotation of a GenBank genome assembly